AUGGUAAACGCCAAACUCAAACUCUUCAACUAUUCCUUCUACAAAUACUAUAUUUCAACAUUUCAAGAGACAAAGCUUCAACAUUUCAAGAGACAAAGCUUCCAAGACAAUAAUCUUUUUCAUGAAGAUUACAUAGUUUCAAUAGAAGGAAAGCAAUACAAUCUUGCAAUAUACUAUAAUGGUGGAAUAAUUAAUGAUGCGUGUGGAAUUGCAUAUGAGGGUCCUGAUCCAAAAUGGAUACGAGUUAAUCGAAAUAUGUUGUUUAUCGACCUUUGCAAUCGAUUAAUCGAUGCUACAGGGAUAGACCACAAUGGUGGGAAUGUCCUUAUUAUAUACAGAUUUCCAUUCAGAAGUUACCCUUAUGCUGUCUACUACACAUCACUUGCAAUCACAGAUGAUGAUGGUGUUGAGGGUAUAUUUGAUCUAAUUGACUCAACUCCUAGUUACAACAUUGCUGAUGAACACACUCCUAUGGAUGUGUAUUCCCCAAUCAACACACAUGACCAUCACUUCGAACCUAAUUACUUUGCAUCAUCCGGUCAUGACUUCCAUGGUGAUCAUUUCGAACCUACGUACAUUGUACCUACCGGCGUUAACUCUGAUGAGGUAGAAGAUAUUCAACCACGGUCCACCAAUGAAAUGUGUGCAACAACCACAUAUGUUGUACAAGAAAUGAUUGCAAAUGACAUCCACGUCCCAGCGGAUGAUGGUUUGGACCCUAAAAACGACGAUGCGAAUGAAGGAGUUGGUCUAUCAACUGAAGGGGAACAGACUGGUUUUGGUGCUUUUCACCAAGUCCCAUCUCCAAUGUUUACUGAGGAUACAUGGUCAAGUGUUAAUGAUCCGUCCAUACCGUUGGCAGUUGAUGUCACUGGGAUAUGGGAUGCAACAAAGAAGUUAAGCAAAGGGCUAUUGUUUCAAAACAAGGAAGACUUACAAAUUGCAGUAAAGCGUUAUGGCAUGAUGAGAAACACUUACCAUGUAGUGGUGAAGUCAACAACAGACUUUUGGAAAUUGCGUUGCAAAAAUGGGUGCAAAUGGAAGCUUAAAGCAUGUAAGCGUAUCAAACAUGGUUUAUUUGAGAUUACUAAAUAUGAAGGACCUCACACAUGUGUAUCUGCAACGCUUACACAAGAUCAUGCAAUGUUGACCACAAAGUUAAUUGAGCACGAAGUGCGAGAGCUUGUAAAGGCGGAUCCAUCAAUCAAGAUCUCUAUCAUGAGAGCCAGUAUUAGGCAAAAGUUUGAUGAUUUCUUACCAUCUUAUAAUAAAACGUGGAAUGCAAAGCAAAAAGCCAUUGCAAAUAUCUUUGGGGAUUGA
This is a messenger RNA of Camellia sinensis, 1320 nucleotides long. The record is from RefSeq and is a predicted model, not a curated record. Lineage: Eukaryota; Viridiplantae; Streptophyta; Magnoliopsida; Ericales; Theaceae.